GGAAUAUGUGUACGAUCUCCCCCGACACCGACGGCAGAUCCCUCGCGUCGCAGCGACUCUAGAAGCGCUCGCCGCCAAAACCACGUGAUACGGCGCUGAGCUCGGCGGCGCUCUCCGCUCGCCGCCUCACUCUCUACGAGAUAGUCGAGCUGCACGCACGCCUUCGGCUCUUGUCCCGCUCUGUCUAAGUUUAACCUUUAAUAAUAAAGUUACGCUACGCUCUAUUACUUGAUACCCUGUCUUUGCUUCUUUAUUUCGUGCAACCUUAUCGCGUCCGGAUCCUUAUAUACCGACAGGUUAUGGGCCCAGCACGCUUCCACUGCGCGAAUUAGUGAAAAGUGACACGAAAAAAAAAAAAAAAAUAGAAGAAAAGCCAAGAGAAGUCGAGACGAGUUGACACCUGUACAAAGACACGAGAACGACCUAAGCCGAGAGACAAAAGAAGGAAGUCACGCAGCCAACAAGCAACACGCCCCGCUGUCCAGAGCCUGAAGGUCAGCACUCGAUUCCCUGGUAAACGGUGAACCAAACAAAGGCAAAAGUCACGAUGGCCGGAAAAUCCUACAAAUGGGCAAACCCGCAAACUGCACCACGUAGCACAAGUACUGACUGGGAUGACAUACGCGCCAAGAUUCUGGAGUACUACGACCUGAAGGACAAAGAACCAAAUGAGAGUUUCUAUCUUCAACUCUACGGCGGAGGCGUUUGGUUAAUGAAUUCUAGGGACGAAACACUCCAACUAGACAUGAACAUCCUCAGUUUGGAAGAAGCAGCCAGUUUGUUCAAGUCAAUGAACUCAGGUAACACGAGUAUAAAUGACGCAAAAUUGAAACAGAUUAACAUCACGCGAAUGUACAAGUUAAAAUUAGAUUCGGAAUUUGCCCCCUUUGAGGAUUUCUUAUUCUCAGAGCUAAAGUCGCGAAAACUGUUCUACGUCUUCGAAAAGAACAAUCAAAGUCUGAUCUGUCCAGAUGAACUCGAACACGAUAAGAAUAUCAUACGCGAGAUAAUUCUGAACAGAAUUGAUGAUAAGUAUCACCUAUACACGAUGAACAUAAAAGAUCCAGUUGAAUUACUGGAUAAGAUUAAAGAAAUUAAAAAGAAUGAAUUGAGAAUUAAUGCUCAUACAGCCCAGAAACGACUCUUCAACUUAAAGCUCAACAAAGAUAAAGAAACGGCCUUUAACUUCUGCUUGAGGUUUGAAGACCUCGUAAGAAAGUAUGAAAGUAAUGAAGGCAUAGAAAAAAUGAGCGAUACGGCAAAGAAAAGUCUACUGUUCAACGCAGUAGAGCAAGCCUACCCAGAGAUCAUUACGGCAGAGAACGUUGCAAGCCAUGGUACGGGUAGGAAAUAUACUUACAAUGAACUAAAAGAUUUAAUUUUCCAGAUUGACAACUCGAAGCAGAGAACCCCAGAAAAAUCAGCCCUGCUCGGAUUCGCAGAGGAAAGAAACCGUUCCUCUGAUGAAAGACCCAAAAGUAGGGAAAGGCCCAACAAACGGUGCGAGCGAUGUGGUAGCACGGCGCACUUGUCCAAGGACUGCAAGCACGACGAGCCUAAGUGCUUUAACUGCAAUAAGUUCGGGCACAUCGCCGUAGACUGCAGUGAACCACGGAAAGGGCCACCACGAAAGAGAGCGACUGAUCGCAACAGAAGUAUCUCUCCAAAGAGAAAGCAGAGGAGAGAGCAUAGCAGAUCUCGAUCAAAGUCACCUUUCAGACGACCUGGCACUCCUGCAAAAGAAUAACUAAGGGUCAGCCUGGAAACGAUGUCGAGGACAAUCGGGAGGGAGUGUUGGAAUAUGUGUACGAUCUCCCCCGACACCGACGGCAGAUCCCUCGCGUCGCAGCGACUCUAGAAGCGCUCGCCGCCAAAACCACGUGAUACGGCGCUGAGCUCGGCGGCGCUCUCCGCUCGCCGCCUCACUCUCUACGAGAUAGUCGAGCUGCACGCACGCCUUCGGCUCUUGUCCCGCUCUGUCUAAGUUUAACCUUUAAUAAUAAAGUUACGCUACGCUCUAUUACUUGA
Nasonia vitripennis (jewel wasp) is the source of this 2028-nucleotide messenger RNA. RefSeq lists its product as uncharacterized. The transcript is spliced from 3 exons. The coding region runs from base 548 to 1747 and encodes 399 amino acids. Lineage: Eukaryota; Metazoa; Arthropoda; Insecta; Hymenoptera; Pteromalidae. The record is from RefSeq and is a predicted model, not a curated record. Gene Ontology annotation, molecular function: zinc ion binding; nucleic acid binding.